AUGAAGGCCAUUCUCAACGUGCAACAAGCACACGAGAAACUGGGAGAUGUUGAAGAGGAUGACAGACCACAAUUCACGAUUCCUUACGAGUACAAGGGCAUACAGUACCCGGGAGUCGUGCUACGAUCAAGCAUCGAUGCAAUGGAAAGUUUCGAAGUCCGCCCCGAUGACGUCUUCGUCCUAACAUUUCCGAAGUCAGGUUCUCACUGGUUGAUGGAGAUAUCCGGACUCGUUCUAACCGGCGGAUAUCCGGAGAAAAUAAACCGGAGUACUUGGGGAUGCAUGGAAAUGAUCAACAUCCAUGCCGUCAAGUUGCCCCAGACAAGGGCCGAAGAAUUGACCAAUCCUGUUACGCCGAGUCCACUCUUAGAUGAGAUAAAGAGAGCGCCUUCUCCGAGAAUUAUGAACAGUCAUUUGCAGUUCAAGUAUUUGCCUCCAAACUUGCACAAACGAGCUAAGAUUAUAUACGUGGCUCGCAACCCCAAAGAUGUAGUCAACUCCUAUUACAAUUUCCUAGGGGACACUCGGGCUUUCCAGAACAAGUCAUUUGACCAAGUUGUCGAGGAUUUCAUGGAAGGAGAUAACUUCAGGUAUGGUUCUUGGUUUGAUCACGUGAUGGAUGCAUGGAAGAUUCGAGACGAAGAGAAUGUACUCUUUCUUUUCUAUGAAGAAGUGAAAAAGAAUCCGAUGAAGUAUAUAAAACAAGUCGCUGAUUUUCUGGGACGCCCUCUCUCCGAAGAAGUACAACAGCGAAUAUUGGAACAGAGUUCUUUUGAAGGAAUGGCGCAAACUUACAAGAAGCUGGCAGACGAUGCUAUAAAAAGCGGAAAGUCGGACCCAACACGGAUCGACGGAAAACGGGGGUUCAUGAAAAAAGGUACGAGUGGACAAUGGAAGACUCGUUUUACGGUCGCUCGAAACGAGGCAUUUGACAGAUGGUAUCGAGAAAAAUUUAUAGGAACAGCUCUUAGAUUCAAGUUCGAGUAAUGGACAAUAUAAAGGAGGUGGAAUGGGCUCCAAGAGUGUGCAAUAAUACAGUGGGGACAUACAUGAUAAUAGAUUCAUGUUAUGUAGCAGGGGGCGCGGAAGGGGGGGGGGGCUUCAGCCC
Molecule: messenger RNA, 1108 nt
Organism: Lytechinus variegatus (green sea urchin)
Lineage: Eukaryota; Metazoa; Echinodermata; Echinoidea; Temnopleuroida; Toxopneustidae
Product: sulfotransferase 1A3-like
Exons: 7
Coding region: 1-987 (328 amino acids)
Biological process (GO): sulfation
Cellular component (GO): cytoplasm
Molecular function (GO): sulfotransferase activity
Source: RefSeq, a predicted model, not a curated record